CCUCUUUCCUAUUGCGUAUUCAUUGGGUCAACACGUGUUAAAAGCGGUACGCUAAAAUUUUAAUUUUUUAAAAAACACACCACAGUAUGCCACAGUCACCAACAAUAAAAUUUAUUAAUAAUUUUUGAGUCUUACACGUGUUAUGCAAUCUUGACCGCGAGUAUCGGAGUACACCGACUUCGCAUCAUAUCGUCGAAAAAUGUUUAUUUACUGCUCGAUAGCUCUGAUGUGUUCUGUUUGACGACUAAAAAUAAUUACGUUCAUAGGAAUGUUUUAUUUGAUUUGGUAACAUAAUGACCCUAGCCAUUGUGCCACGCGGCUGGAUUUCGAUAAAUAUAAAAAAUUGUAGUCUUGAAGGUCAUGAUUUUUAUUUACAGCUCUGCAACUGAUUUUUGCGUUUUCAGUAACAAAGUGGAUAGUUUUGGGAAUUUGGCCGGUUGGUACCAAAGUCUAGUUUGUGUCAGUAAUGAAAAAUGCAAGGACGUUGCAACGAGCGAGUGUCAAGGUCGCAGUCAUGCGUAUCGAAAACGUGGGAACACGAACGCGAACUUUUAUCAUUUCCAAGUAGCGACGUGUAGUCAGCAUAUCGAUUAUUUGUGAACUCAUUUAUUCCGUACUUUUCCCUAAGUAGAUAAUAGUACUAAGGCGGUAGUAAAUUUUACACGUCUGCACGCACAGUUACUUGGGGAAUCACAGAUCUAUACGUUCCCACCAUCAGUGUAAUCAUCUGGAGUUCAUCGAAUUUGUGACACUAUGGAGAUGAGUGAAGAGGAGUGGAAAGAGUGCGUUAAAAAACACGGUUUCGGAUUCAGUGACGGCGAGGAAGACAGCGAUACGGAAUCCAAAUUAGUUUUAGAUAACUUAUAUGAGGCUUUCAAGCCUCCGCCCAUUUUGAUAGAUCCUGAAAAACACAAAAUAAUAGAAAUAGGCGGAUAUGACAGUGAUGAUACCGCGACUUGUACAGACUUUUCGGAAAAAAGUGAAACCACAAACAAGGAGAAACGUCAGAAGCUAACGAAAAGCCAGAAAAAGAGAAGACGGAGACGAUUAUUGAAAGAAAAUUCGCACAAAAUUACAGACGAAGAAAUAAACAACUGUAGAGUAACGGUAGUUUCAAAGAACAAAAGCGAAUGCUGUGUUAAUAAAAAUAAAAAUAAGAAAGAUAAUAACGAGCGAUUAAAACAAGAUACACCAAAAAUAGAACAUAUCGCAACCGACGUAGCCAGUAGCAGUUCAGAAUUCGAGGAAAAGCCUCCACUACCAAAUGGAACAAGUGCUCUUAAUAACAAUCCUACAACUCACAUAAGUGCCUACCAAAUGCAACAAAAUUUUCUCUGCACAAUGGAUAUUAUGCUCAGACAACUACACAUUAUAAUAAACACCAACCCUACGGAUUCGCUAAAUAUAUUCUCCAACGUUCAACUUUGUCUAAAGACUGUCGAAAAUUUUGGCGUCCACCGAAAGCCCAUUAAAUGUGUUGCCGUCCUUAUAACAGAAACCGCAGCCCGGUUCAAAAAAUUUCUUAACAAUGUGCAAUCAAACGGCCAAGCAGGAAUUCCUUUCCAGGUGAAUGAAUUUUUCUAUGAUAUGAAUACAAUAAUUUUGGUCACUGUGACCAAACACCACGGCUUUAAUUUACCUGAAGUAAUGAAUACGCUUGAAAAUCUCGUCUUUGUGAGCUUUAACAAUGUCUUGACAAAUCUUUGUGAAAAAAUGGUCAGUAUUAUUUAUCAUGUGACAGGGAUUGCUUCCAGAAGCCCUUUUAAACACUUUGUGUUGUAUCCAGGGACGGUGUGGGAAAGCUAUUAUGAUAUGCUUCAUUUCAUAAAUUUGGCGAAGAGCAUCCAGCACUCACGGAUUAAUUCUGAAAAAGGACAGGUAGUUAGAAGUGUAUGCGAAAAACCACCCUCUGUAGUUGUGCCACAAGGAUCAACUAAGAGUUUUUUAAGCGAAAGAUCUACAGUGCAGUCGUCACCACAAUGUCAGUCACAGCUAGACCCGAUUUUAGUUGACGAUUUGACAAUAAACAGGCGUUUUAUGUAUGAUGGGAGCUUCUCUGGAUCAAAUUUCCAAAAUUUGUACUCCAACAAAAAGUUACUUCAUGUGGAUUCGUCUUGUAAUACAAUUGCCAAAACUAAGCGCACCACAGUAUUAGAUAUUUCAAGUUUUGCUCAGUUGUGCCCACCUGACAAUUUGACCAGAAGUGGUAGCUAUUUAAGACCAAAUUUUCAAUUCCGGAACGAUUUCCAAAAUGUGUAUCAUUUUUUGCCGGUUUUGGAAGUCCCGGUUAAAAUGUUGAAUCAAGUACAAUCACGAAAAUUAGUGAAUGAAAAUUUGAUUCAAAGUCGGAACAAGAUGCGUCCUGAAGAUGAUCAAGAUUUGGCAAGUAGUGAAAAGUUGCAACAGUCACUAGGGGUUUCUGCGAUAUUUAAGGAAUUAAGUCCUAUAGAGGUUCCUCUCUCGUGGGCGAUGACAACCUGUGAUUUUAGAAUUCUAAUAACCAGUGUUAUUUUUUUACUAUUUUUUAGAAAGAUAUUGUACUGUGUUUUUGUUGUUUUCAGUUGCAUAGAUAUUUUUAUGCUCAUUCUUUUACUUCUGUAUUUUUGUACUUACUUCGUUAUUAAGUUUUAAAAUGACAUUGAGUUUGAAUUUUCUUA
Molecule: messenger RNA, 2657 nt
Organism: Zophobas morio
Lineage: Eukaryota; Metazoa; Arthropoda; Insecta; Coleoptera; Tenebrionidae
Exons: 3
Coding region: 754-2631 (625 amino acids)
Source: RefSeq, a predicted model, not a curated record